Messenger RNA from Rhincodon typus (whale shark), 562 nucleotides. Its product is annotated as VPS35 endosomal protein sorting factor like. The transcript has 5 exons. Gene Ontology annotation, cellular component: endosome. Gene Ontology annotation, biological process: endocytic recycling. The coding region runs from base 26 to 562 and encodes 178 amino acids. NCBI's taxonomy places the organism in Eukaryota, Metazoa, Chordata, Chondrichthyes, Orectolobiformes, Rhincodontidae. The record is from RefSeq and is a predicted model, not a curated record.
GGGCGGGGCUUCACUGCCUUACAAAAUGGCGCGCCUGCCAUCCCUUCUGGUGCCAAAGGUCAGAGCGUGUGACCAGGAGCACGUGAUAGGAAGGAUGGCUGCUGUGUUGUGGCACUCCAGAGACAGAAAUUAUAAAGCAGAAUUAAAAUCAUGCUGCCUCGACGCUGUACCUCUCGAGUUUGGUGACUUCCACCCUCUGAAACUUAUUACGGUCACCGAGUCAAAAACUAAGAAAACAGUGCGGAAAGGAAGUACUUCUUCUACAUCAUCAUCUUCCUCAAGUUCAAUAAUGGACCCUCUAAGCAGCAUGCUGGAUGGGAGUGAUCCUCUGUCACAGUUUGUUGCAACAGCAGAUCCUCUGACAUCUGCUAUCAUGGGAGCAGGAAAAAGCAAUGCCAACAUGGAUCCUGGUAAGAAACAACGUGAAAAAGCAGAGGAUACAGCAGUCGGGAAUGAUUUUGAGCCAUGGUCUGGAAAACGCACCUAUAUACUUGCACGAUACACAACUACGGAAAAACUUUCCAUAAAUUUAUUUAUGGGAUCUGAGAAAGGUAAGGAAUAA